Messenger RNA from Entrophospora candida, 159 nucleotides. The record is from the annotation of a GenBank genome assembly. NCBI's taxonomy places the organism in Eukaryota, Fungi, Glomeromycota, Glomeromycetes, Entrophosporales, Entrophosporaceae.
AUGCGAAUACAAGCCAUUGCAACAGAUAAGGCACAUAAUGAAAAUAAAGAUUCUCUUGCAAAAGUAAGGAUUGGAAGAUGUGCUGACAUGAAAGGGACUCUUGCAAAGACUGCAAAUAAGUUUAUCAAUGGUGUGGCUUGGGACCCCUUGGAAUUCUAG